GAAGACGAGACACAUAGUACAUAUGGUCAAUGGUUGGGAUGGUUCAUGGCUGCUAUCUAUAUAAGUGGUCGGUUUCCUCAAAUAUGGUUGAACAUUAAAAGAGGCAGUGUGGAGUAUUCUUGUGAGGACUACAGAAUUGGAAAGUAUCAAAGCUAA
Molecule: messenger RNA, 156 nt
Organism: Sphenostylis stenocarpa
Lineage: Eukaryota; Viridiplantae; Streptophyta; Magnoliopsida; Fabales; Fabaceae
Source: the annotation of a GenBank genome assembly